Molecule: messenger RNA, 651 nt
Organism: Beta vulgaris subsp. vulgaris (sugar beet)
Lineage: Eukaryota; Viridiplantae; Streptophyta; Magnoliopsida; Caryophyllales; Amaranthaceae
Exons: 1
Coding region: 1-651 (216 amino acids)
Source: RefSeq, a predicted model, not a curated record
AUGUACUAUAAGGGUAGAGACAAGUCCAAGUGGUGUGAAUUCCAUGACGAUUACGGCCACAAAACAGAUGAUUGCAAAGACCUUAAGGACGGGAUUGAAGACCUCAUCAGGAGAGGUUAUUUCACCCAGUACCAAGCAAGGACUGAUCGCAAAACUCCUCCUAGGGAGGACGAAAAUAGUAACAAAAGGCCGGUAAAGGAUAGGAUCACUGAGAUCCAUGUCAUAAGCGGAGGACCGACAAGAGGCGGCAGCAUUCACGGGGCGAAAGCUAGCCUAAAAGAAGUUCGCCACCAGGUGAACUACAACAAUGCCAGGAAGUGGCCGGCACCUCCAUCAAUGCCGUCCGUGGCUUUUACUUCAGAGGACGCUAAAGGGAUCGUUUAUCCCCAUGACGACCCUUUGGUAGUAUCUCUGCAGAUAUCCAAUGCAAUGGUCCAUCACGUCUUGGUUGACGGAGGAAGCUCCGCCAAUAUUCUCUACAAAGAGACGUUUGAAAAAAUGGGCUUUGAUGAAACAUGUUUGAAGCCGGUCUCUUACCCAGUUAUCGGUUUCACAGGAGCAUCUGUUGUCCCAGAAGGGACGGUAAAGCUGGCUGUCAAAAUAGGACAAGGAUCCCGUUCCAAGGACCUCAUGGUGAGUUCCUGGUUGUAG